Messenger RNA from Impatiens glandulifera, 1293 nucleotides. RefSeq lists its product as uncharacterized. The record is from RefSeq and is a predicted model, not a curated record. Bases 1 to 1293 code for a protein of 430 amino acids. Lineage: Eukaryota; Viridiplantae; Streptophyta; Magnoliopsida; Ericales; Balsaminaceae. The transcript is spliced from 5 exons.
AUGGGGAGCAUUCUAGACCAUGAGAAUGAAAUCAAAGAAGAGGUGGCAAUCUACUACAUCAGCAAAAUGAUGACCGAUUAUGAGUUAAAUGACUCUUCUAUGGAGAAGGUCUAUUGGGCACUAGCCUGGGGUGAUUCCUUUUGGACAAAAUGCACAACUUGUAACGUUCGGUAUAAGUAUCUCCUGAAUUGUCGUGGUGUUUUCAUGGCAAUUAACGAAGGGAUAGGACCUCCAGAUGGCUCGUAUCCUUUUCUUGAUUGUCAACAUUUUCCUGCUCCUGAAAACUGCUAUGCAAAUCAACUUGGGACUAUUACAAAUAUCCCAACCACAAAUGGAGUCGUUGUAUCUAAAUCUAAGCGGAAAUCGUAUUCUGGAUCUUCAGUGGAGGUUGUUGAUACAGAUAUAACCAUCCCUCUCGAGGCACACCCUAUAGGGAAUGGCAAUAAAAACACGAGAUCUCUUCACGAGCCUUCCAAACUGGGCAAGCCCUCAAGGAGAAAGAGUCUUGAUGACACAUGCGUAGAAACGGCAUUGUCUGAAUUAAGAAAGAAGUUGCCAGAGAUAAGGAAAGCUGAUACUGAAGUAGCUGCACUGAAGAAAAACCUAGCAAAUUUACCUCAGAAAGAAGCAGCAGCAGCAGGAAAAUCAGUAGGAGAGGUGGUGGUGUCUAACAAGCCUAGUACUGCCGCAAUUUCUGGCACAGUUGGACUUCAAUCAGUGGUGAGGAGGAGGGCAUCAAUGCGCAUGAAGGUUCCUAUCUCUGAUUUUCACAAUUUUGACAAUGAUAGGGCUGAGCAAUGCUUCAAGGCGAAGCAGAUAUUGGCGCUCUAUGAUGAAAAAGAUGCUAUGCCACGUCUAGAAAAAAUAAAACGGGGAGGAUGCCUUAGAAUUUAUCCUAGGGGCGGGGAUAUAUGGGCCAUAUACAAGAACUGGUCAUCGGAAUGGAACAGGGAGACCCCCUUUGAAGUUAGGCAUCAAUAUGAGAUGGUGGAAGUUAUGAUGGAUUAUGAUGAAGAAGAUGGGGUUUGCAUGAGUCCACUGGUGAAAGUAGAUGGUUACAGGACUGUGUAUGGGAGGAACCCAGAUAAGGGUUCCAUUAGUUGGGUUUUGAAGAAGGAAAAGUUGAGAUUCUCGCAUCGUGUUCCUUCUUGGCGAAUUAGAGGUGGAGAAAGGACUGAUGAUCUGCCAGAAUGCUGUUGGGAUCUGGACCCUGCCGCCACCCAAGAUGGCCUUAUCCUUCAACAGCAGCAAGAACAAGAAGAAGCUGAAGCUGGGAAACAUAAAUGUACUUGA